UCUGAGCCCUGACAAGUGUGGGGUGGGCUGAUGAUACAGCCUCACUUUGAGAGGAGACUCCGGGGGUCUAUUAGAGACACAGAGCAAGUGCUGUAACGCCUGUCCAUCGAGACACACGGGAUCUCUGUCAGGAUGCCAGAGCCUGCUAGAAGAGCAGCUUCUGCUUUCACAAAAAAACCGAAGACGGCAGAGACCGCCGCGGGCGGAGCCGUCGUUUUUGAGGCAGAGACCGAAAAGGUGGAUGUGAAGCUGCGCUGGCAGCGGGGGUCUGCUGACAUCACGGCCAGCGAGAAGUAUGUGGUCACUGCCGACGGGAGUAAACACUCACUCACCGUCAGAAAUGUCACCAAGGAGGACGACGGCAUCUACGCUGUGAUCGCCGGCACAUCCAAGGUCAAAUUUGAGCUGAAGGUGAAAGAAGAAGCAGUGAAGGAUGGUGAAGCCUCUGCCCCAGUUCCAGCUUCAGAUCCAGCACCAGCUGAAGCUGCAGCUCCACCAGAAGCUCCUGAUCCAUCCUUAGCCUCCACUGAAGCUCCGUGCCAGAAUGGAACAAAGAGCCAAGGGGAAGCUGCAGGACACAAUGAAUCAGAUCUGGCUGAGAACCACCAGCCAGACACGCGGCAGGAUCUGACAGGGCUCUUCUUGGAAAAGCCACAGAGCGGGGAGGUCACCGUGGGUGAAAAUAUAACAUUUGUGGCCAAGGUGGGCUCAACCAACCUGCUGAAGAAGCCAACCAUCCGCUGGUUUAAGGGCAAAUGGAUGGAUCUGUCAAGCAAAAUAGGGAAGCAUCUGCAGCUGAAGGAGCAGUAUGAUCGCAACACGAAGGUGUACACCUUUGAGAUGCAGGUGAUUGAAGCCAAGGCCAACUUUUCUGGAGCUCUCCGAUGCGAGGUGUCCUCCAAGGACAAAUUCGACAGCUGUAAUUUCAACCUAAUCGUACACGAGGCUCGUGUCGUAGAAGAGUUUGACAUUCGUGCAGCUUUCAGACGCACGAGCGUGGAUGCCGGUGAGACUGCAGGAGAGCUGGACUUCAGUGGUUUGCUGAAGAAGCGGGACAGUUUUUUAAAAGCGCCCAGCCGUGCAGUCCAAGCAAGCAGUGAACCUGACGUAGACGUGUGGGAUAUACUUCAGAAAGCACCACCCACAGAAUAUGAGAAGAUUGCCUUCCAGUAUGGCAUAACUGACCUGCGUGGGAUGCUAAAAAGACUGAAGAAGAUGCGGAAGGAGGAGAAGAGAAGUGAGGCUUUUCUCAGGAAGCUGGACCCCGCCUACCAGGUAGAGAAAGGUCAUAAGAUCAAGCUUGUGGUGGAAGUGGCCAACCCAGAUGCGGAGGUGAAAUGGCUGAAGAAUGGACAGGAAAUACAUCCAACCGGGAGCAAGUACAUUUUUGAGAACAUUGGGAACAAGCGGUUCCUCACCAUUAAUCACUGUUCACUGGCCGAUGAUGCCGCUUACACCUGCAUGAUCGGACCCGAAAAGUGCGUGACGGAACUGUUUGUCAAAGAGCCCCCGGUUUACAUUGUGCGUAACCUGGAGGAUCAGAUGGCGAUGAAGGGCGAGCGAGUGGAGUUUGAGUGCGAGGUGUCCGAAGAGGGAGCCCAUGUCAAAUGGGAAAAAGACGAUGUGGAGCUGACAAGGGAUGAAUCGUUCAAGUACCGCUUCAAGAAGGACGGGAAGAAGCACGUGCUGAUAAUUAAUGACGUCUCUAAAGAGGAUGCCGGACACUACAGGGUGAAGACAAACGGAGGACAGUCUGUUGCAGAACUCAUGGUUCAAGAGAAGGAGCUGGAGGUGUAUCAGAGCAUUGCCGACCUGACAGUGAAGGCCAAAGAGGAAGCCGUGUUCAAGUGUGAGGUCUCUGACGAAAAUGUGAAGGGCACCUGGUACAAAAACGGCAUGGAGGUGAAGCCUAAUGCUCGGACUCACAUCACGCACAUUGGCAGGAUUCACAAGUUGACGAUUGAUGACGUGACAGCCGAGGAUGAGGGCGACUACACGUUUGUUCCGGAGGGAUAUGCCUUCAACCUGUCUGCCAAGCUCAACUUCCUGGAGGUCAAGAUUGACUACGUACCUCGACAAGACCCACCAAAAAUCCACCUGGACUAUACAGGCAGCACAAGUGAAUCGACCAUCGUGGUAGUGGCAGGAAACAAGCUGCGAUUGGAUGUUCCCAUAACGGGUGACCCCGCCCCCACCGUGGUGUGGACCAAGUCUGAGAAGGGUGACUCUAAAAAGCUGAAGAACAGUGAGUCGACCGUGGAGUUCUGUGCCACUUUGAAGGACGGGGAAGUGAUCUCAACAGCAGACGGCCGGGUCCAUGUGGAGAGCGCGAGGGGUCAUUGUAUCUUCACCAUUGAAGGGGCGGAGCGGCAGGAUGAGGGCGUGUACUCAGUGAUUGUCCGCAACCCAGCAGGGGAGGACACUGCCGACAUUACUGUCAAAGUCGUUGAUGUUCCAGACCCUCCUGAAGCACCCAGAAUCCUCAGUGUUGGGGAAGACUCCUGUAUAGUGCAGUGGGAUCCCCCCCUGUUUCAUGGAGGCAUGCCUGUUUUAGGUUAUGUCCUCGAGAGGAAGAAGACUAAGAGCUACAGGUGGAUGCGGCUGAAUUUCGAUCCCUACACCGAGCUGACCUAUGAGGCCAAGAGAAUGAUUGAGGGCGUGGCCUAUGAAAUGAGAGUCUAUGCAGUCAAUGCUAUUGGCAUGUCCCGCCACAGCCCCGCCUCCCAGCCCUUCGUGCCAAUUGCUCCAACCAGUGAGCCGGUUGGCCUGUGCAUAGAAGACAUCAGUGACACCACCAUCACCCUGAAGUGGAGAUCUCCUGAGCGUCUGGGGUCAGCCAGGCUUGAAGGCUAUGGAGUUGAGUACUGCAAAGAAGGAUCCGAGGAGUGGGUCCCGGCCUUCCAGGGGCUGACAGAGCGCACCUCUGUGGUCAUCCGCGACCUGCCCACAGGCGAGAAGAUGCAGUUCCGUGUGCGUGCCUACAACCCAGCAGGCCCCAGCGCCCCCGCCACGCUGGCGCAGCCUGUCACCAUCCGGGAGAUCAUGCAACGGCCCAAAAUCUGGAUUCCUCGCAACCUUCGUCAGACUCUGAUGAAACACGUUGGGGAGUCAGUGAACAUGGUGAUUCCAUUCCAGGGAAAACCUCGACCAAAAGUUACCUGGACAAAAGGGGGAGAGCCUCUCGAUACGAAGCAAGUCAACAUCCGAAACAGUGACACCGACACCAUCCUGUUCAUCCGCAAGUCAGACCGCGGAGACUCGGGGAAGUACGAGCUCAAGGUGCAGAUUGAGAAUGUCGAGGACACUGCCACCAUCAACAUCCAGAUUGUCGACUUUCCUAGCCCACCUCAGAACUUAAAAAUCACGGACAUAUGGGGCUUUAACGUAGCCCUGGAGUGGAAACCCCCAAAAGACGACGGCAACUGCGACAUCACAGGUUAUACAGUCCAGAAAGCAGAAAAGAAGACAAAGGAGUGGUUCACUGUGUUCGAGCACUACCGACGCACCAACUGCGUGGUGUCUGACCUGGUCAUGGGCAACGAAUACAUCUUCCGUGUCUACGCCAUCAACAUGGUGGGUCAGAGCCAGGAAGCUUGCAACUCCCAGGACAGUGCUUACAUCCAGAAGACUGGGAUGUUGUACAAGCCGCCUGUGUAUAAGGACCCCAAUUUUGCAGAGGCCCCCAAGUUCACACAUCCGUUGGUGAACCGCUCGGUGAUUGCAGGCUAUAACGCCACCUUGACCUGUUCCGUGCGAGGAAUCCCCAAGCCCAAAGUGACCUGGUACAAGAACAGAAUGGACAUCUCCAAUGAGGCCAAGUACAGGAUGUUCAGCAAGCAAGGUGUCCUAACGCUGGAGAUCCGAAAACCGUGCCCCUUCGACGGAGGUGUUUACACGUGCAAAGCGGUCAAUGACAGCGGGGAAGACAUGGUGGAGUGCAAGCUGGAGGUCCGCCCUCAAGUCACCAAAGUCGAAGCAAAGACCUGAAGAGACGCUCGAGGGCAGCGAGGUGCCCCCGGACCGCCGCCCUCAGCACAGAGGCGGAAUCCCACUUGUUUUGCUUCUUUUCUUUUUCUGUACAUUGUACGGAUAUUGAUUUUGUGACUGAAAUGUGCAAAAUUAAUUUGAAAAAAUUAAAAUUUAUUAAACAGCUUUCUGUGUAUUACUGUUAGAAUCUUUAGUCACUUUGCAUAUUACUGAGUACGCUUUGUAACUAAUGUAUUUUAAAAAUCUAUAAUACAUUUGAGAAUCAAAGACUGGAUAUGUAAAUUGUUUUUGCUAUAACUGACACUUUUUUUAGGAUUUCAGCGCUAAAUGUAAUGUUAGGGUUGACACUAGGGUUUGGGUGACCAUUAGGUUCAGGAUUGGUUUUAAGUUUAGGCUUGAGAUUUAGUUAGGUUAAAGGUUGGCAUUGCACUCAUUGUUGAGCUAAGGGUUAAUGUUAGGUUUAGGGUUAAAAUAUGAGUAAUCAUUCAUGUUAGCAAUACCAUUAGGGUUAGCAUUAGAGCUAGGGUUAGCAUUAAGGUUAGAGCUAGGUUUGGGGUUACGUUACCUUAAGGGUUAGAGCUAGGAUUAGGGUUAGAGUUGCUAUAACCUUUAUGAUAACCUAACUGUUGUUCUAGCUCUAAUAGCAACCCUAACUCUAACCCUUAUGGCAGGGCUCUUCAAAUCUGGACCUUAAUUCCAAAUCCAGGCCUUGUUUUCAGUUCUCCCAUGUACUUAGUUUAAUAAUUACUGAUUCUGAUUGGCCAGAAGCUUCACACCUCUAAAGGAAGGCUAGAAAAUCAGCAGGGCUCAAACAUUGAGGACCGUGAUUUGAACAGUUGUGCCUUAUGGCAACCCUAACCUUAAACCUAGCUGGAGCCCUAAUUAUACUUUAGUUCAAUUUAUUUGAGAUGAAAAAACUCUUUGUUUGUGGCUAAAGAUACUUUUUUGCAUAUGUUGCUGUAUCUUUAAAUAUAAAUAAAAAUACUGCUGUUCAA
Messenger RNA from Paramormyrops kingsleyae, 4982 nucleotides. NCBI's taxonomy places the organism in Eukaryota, Metazoa, Chordata, Actinopteri, Osteoglossiformes, Mormyridae. The record is from RefSeq and is a predicted model, not a curated record.